AUGGAAGUGUCGUCCAGUUUUUCAUCUCGACGCUCAGCGGCAGGCUCAUUACCACCAUUUUCUCUGCCACCGCCAAAUGAAGUUCCCAGUAUGGCUCUAUUCACUCACCGUCCCUCGUCCCCGUUUGGUUUUUUCCCGUCCAGCCCUCUGACCUCCUCUCCAGGAGCUAGCGAUGGUCUCAGCCCAGGCUUGUCUAGCGUAAAUACCGCCAGCUCUCAAGGCUCUCAAGCACACGGAAACAUGCAGUAUACGUAUAGCGCCAACGUCCACGGCACAUGGCCUACGCCAGGCACCUCGAACUACAGCGUUGGCGGCACUUCGCCAGAUCAAUCCUACGGCGGCCAUCGCUCGUCAAUCUAUGGUCAGCCGCCUACGAUGGGUUUUGGAAAUCCACGCAGUUCACAGUCUCCUGCUACCGGGGGUGAAGGUCUUCCGCCGCCUCCCUUCAACAAUGUUCAUCAGCCAUUUCAAACGUCGAUUUCUGGAGGGGGCGGAAGCGGUGGCCAGGACAGCCACCACAUCUCCGGCCAGGCGCCACCACAGGGCGCCAUGUUGAGCUCAACUCAACCUCACGCGGCGGGAAGUGCUCCAGCUCCCGUGGACCCUUAUUCUCACUCCAGACCACCCAGCAACCCGAGCUACUACCCUGCUUCGUCUGCGACGCAGCAGGCGAGCUUCUCAUCGUAUGCUGGGCCUCAGCAGCCAUCUCCAACGGGUACCAGCCCCGGAUCUCGGGGCCUGGGUCACUCAGCCAUGGCGCCCCCUUACCGACCAUAUGGCUCUUAUCAACCACUGACCACGAUGAAUGGCCCUGUCAUGUCCAACAUUCACCAACCCGGAUCACAGUUAUCCAUGAUUCCUGCCAUGGGCGUGCCACCUGGCUACAAUCACCAGAUGAUGUAUGGUCACCAUCCUCAGCCUCAACCACAGUCUGAGCGUCCGUUCAAGUGCGAUCAGUGCACGCAGUCCUUUAGUAGAAACCAUGACUUGAAGAGGCAUAAGAGAAUCCACUUGGCCGUCAAGCCUUUCCCAUGCUCGUUCUGCAGCAAGAGCUUCUCUCGCAAGGACGCGCUCAAGAGACACCGACUCGUCAAGGGUUGUGAAAACAAGAGCAACGAGGCGGCUGCUGCUGAUGAUGCUGCCGCCCAAGAGCGAGCGGGUGAAGGCGACGACGACCGAUCCUCGCUGGGCAAGGAGGUUUAA
Molecule: messenger RNA, 1203 nt
Organism: Metarhizium robertsii ARSEF 23
Lineage: Eukaryota; Fungi; Ascomycota; Sordariomycetes; Hypocreales; Clavicipitaceae
Product: zinc finger domain-containing protein
Exons: 2
Coding region: 1-1203 (400 amino acids)
Biological process (GO): regulation of transcription by RNA polymerase II
Molecular function (GO): DNA-binding transcription factor activity, RNA polymerase II-specific; RNA polymerase II cis-regulatory region sequence-specific DNA binding
Source: RefSeq, a predicted model, not a curated record